This is a messenger RNA of Candidula unifasciata, 163 nucleotides long. NCBI's taxonomy places the organism in Eukaryota, Metazoa, Mollusca, Gastropoda, Stylommatophora, Geomitridae. The record is from the annotation of a GenBank genome assembly.
UGUCUCGGUCGUACUGUUGUCACUGUGUACGUUGCGAUGUUCACAUGGGGUGGGACAGAGGGGAUGGAGAUGCGGAAGCUGCUGCUCAACAGUCGGCAGUGUAUGGAUGUGGUGCGUAUAUACACCCGAUUGUCUGUUAACCCCUUCAUCCAUCGAGUUUUGA